Messenger RNA from Populus nigra (black poplar), 1158 nucleotides. RefSeq lists its product as uncharacterized. Bases 199 to 795 code for a protein of 198 amino acids. Lineage: Eukaryota; Viridiplantae; Streptophyta; Magnoliopsida; Malpighiales; Salicaceae. The transcript is spliced from 7 exons. The record is from RefSeq and is a predicted model, not a curated record.
UGCGGGGAUCGAAACGGCAUCAUUUUGUUUUAAAGCACUCCAGCUGAUAGCCUCAAUAAAAUCGACUGCAAGCUGCUACCCCUUCUACGAUUCCUUGGCGGAGUCCAAACGGGUUCCGAUCAGUACUCGGUGGCGAUUCAAACACGCUAUCGAACUUUCCGUUGAAGACAAGAGUUUAGAAGUAAACUGUAAACCACCAUGGGUGCCUCCGAGUCUAGUCUUUCAAGUUCGCAGAAACUGACAGAUGAGAUCACUACCGUCACUGAGAGAUCAGAAGCUGUGGAUCCCAUUUUGGAGAGGCUCGAAUCCCUCAAAAUUACAAGGCCAAUAUUAACUUCACCUCGAAAGGAAGAAGGUAGUUUGACUGACAUUUUGGUGAGGAAGGCAUCGGCUUCUUCAGCUCCUGCUGUAAAUCCAAAUGUGUUGUUGGAGCUCUUCUCGAUAUAUCGUGAUUGGCUAGAGGUGAAGGUCCAGCAGAUUAGCAAGAAACAGGAGGAGAUAGGAAAUAAGAUAGAAGUGGCAGAUGUUUUGGCAAUUAAACUUCUUCAAAGGUUUAAUUACUCGGUGUCAGCAAUGAAGACUGCUUCGCAGAAUCUAUCAGAAGUUCAUUCUCUGCAGGUGGAGAUUGGGGAGUUAAAAGGGAGGCUGACUGAGGUGAUUAGUAAUUGUGAUGCAUUGUGCAAUAGAAUUACUACAGAGGGGCCAGAAUCCCUUCGUUCAUCAGUUAAGCCAUUUUCAACUGCCACUGCUGACUCAGAGAUCGGCUCUAGCUCAUCAUCUGUGCAAAGAGUAUGAAAAUCUUAUCCACCUUCAAACGAAGCCAGGUGGCAAAAUGGACAGAUUAGCAAACAGUGUGCUGACGACAACAAGUAUAACGUGCGUGAAAAGGCCAAGCUUUCCCAUUCCAGGAGCAAUGAUAUUCGAAUUGUACGUCGAACCACGGAAGUGUAAUCUUGGCUAGAACCUCGUACGCGUCAACUGCCAAACAGUUCAGAUCCGAGAGCUAUUGUCUGCUUAAACAAACCAGUAUAGAACACUGUAAACUUCAUUAUUGACUGAAACAACGGAGCCUGUAAGUAAUUGCAAGCCAUACGACUUCCUGCAUUUUGUAGGUAAUAAUUGCAAAAAUCUCAGGCUUGGAAAUCCAAUUUCAAUUCA